Molecule: messenger RNA, 2951 nt
Organism: Megalopta genalis
Lineage: Eukaryota; Metazoa; Arthropoda; Insecta; Hymenoptera; Halictidae
Product: solute carrier family 35 member F5
Cellular component (GO): membrane
Source: RefSeq, a predicted model, not a curated record
UGCGAGACUCGUAGCGCCAUCGGGGUGAUAACAAAAACUACGAAACGUCUAUAGCGCAUCAACUUGGUUACUGGUGUAGUUUCGCCGAUACGAUAACGAGGGAAACAUUAAAGGAUUGCAACAUUUCGAUUGCAGAAGGGAUUUUAUCGUGGAAACUGAGUUCAAUCAUUUCGGGGGUGUUGAAACUGUAUCUCGUCGAGUGAACAGUGCCGAUUGAGCAGUUGAUCGAUGGGCAUACAAUGCUCGUGGUCCCGUGAUAGCAAGAUGUAGGCAAACUGCAUAGAUUAGUUGCCAGUGCUGCGAAAGUGAGGGUUGUCUGUUAUUCAAUCAAUUUUAUUACGAUGUCAUAAUCAAAGAAGAAGGGUUCUGGAUGCAUCAUGAGCUGCUCCGUAGAACUACGACAGCGAAGACAGCAGGGGAUGGUGGAGGAUCCUCAUAAACUAGCAGCAAUGAUGAAUAAAUCUCAAAGACUUGUACUAGGACUUUUAGUUUUACUUCUGGUAGAUAUAAUUUGGGUCUCCAGUUCUGAAUUAACUAAAUACAUUUAUAGAGAAGCUGCAUUUGAAAAGCCAUUUUUUAGUACAUAUGUAAAAACAUCUAUGUUCACACUUUAUUUGCUGGGUUUAUGUUUUUGGCCACCAUGGCGGGAUCAGUGUAACAAACCUGCCACAUAUAUGUUUAUAGAUCCUAAUGUUGAAGAUGAUAACUUUUAUUCAGAAGCCAAUACAAGUCUGAGUGAUCCAACAUUUGUUCCGAUAAAAACGCCAGAUCAUUGUGAUCGUUCCUCAGGCACAGAAAGUGAUGAUUCAUCAAUACGUUCUGUCCGAUUUAGUAAGUUAGCAGAAGUCAGGCAUAUGUCAGAAACUGACGCCACGGAAGCGUUAUUGGCAAGACUUAGUUACCAAGCUAGCUUAAGAGCUGGGGAGCAUGUGAGGCGACAAGCCAAUAAAUUUUCUGUGCAAAAAGUUGCUAAGAUUGCACUUAUGUUUUGUUUACUUUGGUUUAUGGCGAAUUAUACUUAUCAGAUCUCGUUAGCAAAAACCGAAGCAGGAGUUGUAACAGUAUUGUCAUCAACUUCUAGCUUAUUCACAUUAUUCCUUGCUGCUUUUUUCCCGAGCAACGGAGGAGAUAAAUUUACACUGUCUAAGCUAGUUGCUGUAUCCAUCAGCAUUUUUGGGCUAGUAUUAGUGGGUCUUUCAGAUUUAACUAUAGAAACUAAUAGGAUACCCACUGGUAUAAUAUUAGCGCUAGUCAGUGCAUUUUUCUAUGCUGCUUACAUUGUAUUUUUAAAGAGAAAAGUAGAUCAUGAGGAUAAGAUGGAUAUACCAAUGUUUUUUGGUUUUGUUGGUCUUUUUAACUUGACGCUUUUAUGGCCUUUAUUCUUUAUCCUCCAUUAUGGUCAUUGGGAGGCAUUUGAAUGGCCAGAUACCCAUCAGUGGACAUUUUUAAUCAUCAAUGGUCUUAUUGGUACCGUUUUAAGCGAAGUACUUUGGCUAUGGGGUUGUUUUUUAACAUCGUCCCUUAUAGCAACAUUGGCAGUUAGUUUAAUUAUGCCGAUGUCGAUGAUAGCCGAUGUACUGUUAAAGAAAGUCGAAUAUCCAUACAUUUUCUAUUUAGGAACAGUUCCGAUGCUUCUAGCAUUUCUAACUGUGUCUCUUCUGUCCUAUUAUGAUAAUUGGGAUCCAGUUAUGGAUUUAAUUAAAAGAAUUUACGUUUGGAUUUGUAGAAAAAACAGAUCAACAAGAAUGCCAGAUCUUGAAGCAGAACAAACCGAAUCGCUGAUAGGAAUAAAUAGCGGUGAACAUGAAGCUUAACUCGACAAUAACUAUGAGGAAACUGUGUAAUAAAUGUCCUUUAUGUAUGUAUAUUUCUACACCUAACUACAAAUGCUUCAUCGACGAGCAUAAUCUUCAUUAAUGUACUGUGUAUACGUCUUCUUGAUAUGAAUAUCUGUUUUGAUAAAAGGAUUCUGCAUAUUUUUUAAGUUAAAUGAUUUAUGCAUAUUUAAUUAUGAAGCAUUAUCUCGAAGAUAGUGCCAAGCAAUGUCGUUACAUAGUCAUAAUCUUCUGUAAUGCAUAUGUUAUUCUACUGAUUUGCCAUAAAAGAAAAUUUAAAUUUCGUUUUUAUGCAGAAUGCUACAAAACUGCCAGACAAUAAUUGCGCUUACUCGAUAUACACAUUAUUAGAGACAACAGAAAUUAAUCAUUAAGCUUUUUGUUCGUGUAUAUCGAAUUAACAUCAUCAGCACGUUAUAUUUUGAAAAAAACAGUAAAUUGAGUUUGAAUGCUUUUUUCUGCAACACAGAAUUUUAGCUAUUAUGAGUUAUAGUUAGCUUUCGUAUUCAUUGUAUAUUUUUCAAUAGCAUAUUAAGCAAAUAAUAUUAAUUGUGAUGUUUCAACUAACAUGAUGUACACAUUGGUUGAAGGUAUUAAGUUUCUCUGAGUAACAUUAUACACUUCUCAAAUCACCAUGCAUUGCAGAACAGUUACAUUCUAUAUGCUAAGCUGUAUCGUAUUUACAGAAGCUUAUAGAAAUACCAGUGCUAUAUACACUUUUUGGUUUCUCAAUAUCCUUAGACAAAUUACUUAAUAUAUUCGUAAUCGGAGGAAAGUCUGAGAAACAGAAAAAUACUUAUUUUAUAUCGUGUAAUUACGUUAGAAUUGUUAUCAUUAUCAUUUAAGCAUUGUUUUGAUAAAGUAUUAGUUUUUAAAGAUCGCUCAGAAAAACUGUACGAAUCAUAAUAGAGCUUAACUUAUAUUUUUUGUUAUAUAAUUUCGAGAAAGAUAUCCUAAUCUUUAUUGUUAUUUAAAAGUAGCUGUUAAUUGUUACGUACUUAUUUGUGGUACACGAUGUACGAAGUAUGCCCUCAAUUCUAGGACAAUGUCUGAGAUAUUUGUGCAAUUUUUAAUGAUAUAAGACAGGAGUAAUAAAAAAUAUAUUUAGAUUUUGGA